Messenger RNA from Manihot esculenta (cassava), 750 nucleotides. Its product is annotated as protein GLUTAMINE DUMPER 2. The coding region runs from base 92 to 502 and encodes 136 amino acids. The transcript has a single exon. Gene Ontology annotation, biological process: regulation of amino acid export. NCBI's taxonomy places the organism in Eukaryota, Viridiplantae, Streptophyta, Magnoliopsida, Malpighiales, Euphorbiaceae. The record is from RefSeq and is a predicted model, not a curated record.
CGGACCAAACUCUCCUGGCGAAACCCAUCACACCUCUCUCUUCCCUGUUCUACUUGUCCCUACCAAAGCCUAUAACUAGAAAGAAAAUUAAAUGACAGCAAAAGGACCGGUUAACGUUAAAGCAAUAGAACCAACGCCGGUUGGACCCGGACGGCACUCUCCAUUGCAUUCACCUCUGCCUUACUUGUUUGGUGGUCUGGCAGCCAUGUUAGCUUUGAUUGCUUUUUCUCUCUUGAUUCUCGCUUGCUCUUACCGGAAGAAAUCUAGUGUCACAGGAGGAGGCGAAAGAGACCUCGAGGCCGGAGAUGUAGGCCAUAAUAACGGCGACGGCAAGAAACAACAAUCUGCAGCUUUUGAAGAGAAUAUAUUGGUGAUAAUGGCAGGCCAAGCAAAUCCAACUUUCUUAGCUUCGCCAGUUUCUAGAAUCAAGAGCUUUUCUUAUAAUAAGGAGAGUGAGAAAACAGAUAUUGAUGGUGGUCUUGGUCUUGGUCUUGGGGUUUGAGAUAGUGAAACAGGUAAGUGGUGAUCAAGAACAGAGUGAAACCCAUGAAUCUUCAGAUCAAACCCACUGUUUAUUUUCCUUUAAAAUUUUGGCUUUUUUUUUUUUGGAACAUUAGAGAACUCUGUUGUAGUAUAUGGAGCUUGCAUGUUUGUUUCAUAUUUACUUUCUUGUUUUUUGUUUAUUUUUUAUUUCUUUUUGGUUUACAAAUAGGAAAAUGUAAACUUUCUAUUAAGAUUUAAUGCAGAAGA